UUGUUUUUAUUCUACGUUUUCUAUUUCCAUUUCAGUUUACCCUUUUUUAAAAGAUAUAUUGUUCUUCUCUUUCGGUUGUGGUUCUCACGCUCUUAUGAUAAUUAAUUGAACAAUGGAAUUACAAUGUUUGUCCCAGCGCCGGCACUGACCACAAUUGUCAUUAGCAUUGAAGCACAUUGUCGAAGAGAAACACUGCAGGCAUAUGCGUCUAUGAACAUAUGUUCGAGAAAAGUGACGAACAGAUCCAUUAAAAAGGUUAAACAUCAAAUUCUUGUGGUUUGUUCGUCAGCGUUAAUCUUAAGCUAAGAACGCUUCUCCUUAUUGCUUUCAGUUUGAGAUAAGACAGAUAUUAUUGGAGAUGAAUUUCACAGAAUCGAUGAACGUUGUGCACAGCAGAAUCCAACAACUUGAACCUGAAAAUGCAUCAAAAAUCAUCGGUUAUCUCUUGAUGCAAGACCAUGGGGACCUUGACAUGAUCCGUCUCGCCUUCUGUCCAGAUUCUGUGAUGCAUUCCAUGAUCAACUGCGUGAAAUACGAAUUAGCUAAAGAUCCUCGUUACAACAGCCCUCCUUCUGAUCACGUUCCUACUCUUAGUUUCGGAUCAUUCACUGGUUCAUCUAUCCAGCCUCCCUCAGUUUCGGUUUCACCAACUUUGAGAACCGGUUAUUGGGAGAACUCAACCGAGAUUGAUUCGUUGCAUAACAUUGUUCAGUUCUUAAACUUUGAGGAUUCUAUGACGAGCCCUGAGUUCUUCUCUCGAGAUCAUCAAUGCUUGCCUUUAAGAACGAGUAGGAGAUCACCGAGUUUACCCGAGUUUCCAGUAAAAAUAUGUCAUUACUUCAACAAAGGGUUCUGCAAACAUGGCAAUAACUGCCGGUACUACCACGGGCAGAUCAUACCGGAGAGGGAGGGUUUCUCUCAGAUGUUUAAUCCAAACAACUUAAGUGAUGAAGAGCAUGUUGUUUCUCCCGGAUCACUUGAGAAACUAGAAGGAGAGAUCAUUGAGCUGCUCAAAUCGAGAAGAGGUGCUCCAAUUUCCAUUGCUUCAUUGCCAAUGAUGUACUAUGAAAAAUACGCUAGGACCCUUCAAGCUGAAGGAUAUCUCACGGAGUCACAAAGACAUGGCAAAGCUGGCUAUAGCCUCACAAAGCUUCUUGCUCGCUUGAACAACACCAUCAGCCUCAUCGACAGGCCUCAUGGCCAGCAUUCGGUCAUAUUAGCAGAAGAUGUAUCGAAGUUUGUGGAAUGCAUGGGAGAGAGAAACGAACAUGGAGCCAUCCUUGCUGGUUCCAGGCAGAUUUACUUGACCUUUCCCGCCGAGAGUAGUUUCACUGAACAUGAUGUCUCAAACUACUUCUCCAAAUUCGGACAUGUUGAAGAUGUGAGGAUUCCUUGUCAGCAGAAGAGAAUGUUUGGAUUUGUAACAUUUGUUUACACAGAAAGCGUCAAACUCGUUCUUGCUAAAGGCAAUCCUCAUUUCAUAUGUGGGGCUCGUGUUCUCGUCAAGCCUUAUCGGGAAAAAUCACGCUCUAGUCGAUACCUUGACAACAACAAGCCUCUUCACAGGAUGCGGUAUGGCUCUAAAUACAUUGACAGAGACUUGGAGAUGAACACAUUGCCACCACGAGUUAGCGAGAGCUCAAGACUAAUGAGGAAGCAGUUUCUUGAGGAACAUGAGCAAUCAGUUUCGAAGUCUUUACCUACCAAUUACUCUUAUCUUGGCUUCUCUGAUGACUUCAAGCCAACAUCAGAUGCGGAGCAAGAGGAACAAGUAGGACGGUUGAGCUAUCUGCUGGACUAUUUGAACACUGAAGAAAAUGUGAUGAACAUAACCACAACCUACAUAGACACUGAUCGGAGAAUCCAUUGUGAUCCUUUGGACAACCAAGUCUUGAACCUACCAGAGAGUCCUUUUUCUUCCCUUUCUGGGAAGGAGAUUUCGACAGUUACCUAGAUGAAGAGAUUAAUAUCUAACCAAAAGGGAGAAGAAGAUAGAAAACAUAAAGGACCGUAUACCUAUUGCUAAUCUUUUAAAGGUUCAAGCAAUUGACAUUCAUCAAUCACAAGUGAUGAGAGUCUCAUCUUUACAUGUUGUAAAUCUGACCGAGAAGACAUGCUCUUGCUGUAGAUUUGAUUUGGAGAAGCUACCAUGUGCUCAUCCUAUAGCUGCUGCGGAAGCAAGAAAGAUAUCAUGUAUAUCACUUUGUCCCCAUUACAAUAGGAAGCAGUACCUUUACAACACAUAUUUCAAUGAUGUUAUGCUCAAAGAUGAUAUUGUUCCAAUUCCAAAUGAAGUUACAAAUAAAAUAUGUUUGCCACUUGAUGUCUGCCAACUACCUGGAAGACCAAAAAAAUCAAGACAAAUCUAUUUUGGAGAAACUUGCAGAGAAGAAGCGACCAAGGAAGGAACACACAUGUAGAUUUUGUGACCAGACGAGACAUAAUUCUAAAACAUGCCCUUUUAAGUGAUGAGUAUUUGAUUUAGUUUCAUGCUCUACUCAUUAGAUUUUGGUAGUAUUUACCUUUACACUUUCGUCAUUUGUCUUUGGCGUUACAUUACAUUUCAAUUACUUUCAUGCUUUGGUCAACUGUCUUUGGUGUUACAUUGAAUUUC
This is a messenger RNA of Eruca vesicaria subsp. sativa (arugula), 2614 nucleotides long. NCBI's taxonomy places the organism in Eukaryota, Viridiplantae, Streptophyta, Magnoliopsida, Brassicales, Brassicaceae. The record is from the annotation of a GenBank genome assembly.